UCUGUAUGAGAUAAAGAAAAGCGAGUGUGUGUACUCUGACCCUCUACGACCAGUUAAAUUACCUGAACCAGGCUCUGUAACUCAUUAGGUCUGUCUGAUAGAGCGCUGAACCGGCACGGGAUAGUUUCAGACUUCCCUUAACAGAUUUGAAUAAUGUCUUAUAGAAAACGCUCCAGUUUGGAGCUAGGGGAAUGCACCAGGAACCCGGGCUUUCAGGAUGCGGACGGCGGGGAGUCUGUGGCAGAAAAUGCAAGCGAAGUCCCCGCGGAGAAGCAGGAGUCCACCUCGGUGAAGCUGGACGGGGGCCUGCCCGAGGAGGAGUACACGCAGAUUAAACCGUACGCCGGAAUGCCUAAGGAGGUACUGCUGCUGUACUCCUCCCAGGCCCGGUACCGAGUGCCCCGGGAGAUCCUGUUCUGGCUGACGGUGGCCUGCAUGCUGGCGCUCGUGGCGCUUACGAUCGCGGUGAUUGCGCUGUCCCCGGGAUGUCUGAGCUGGUGGCAAGCGUCCCCGGUGUACCAGGUGUACCCGCGGUCCUUCAAAGACUCCGACGGUGAUGGAGUCGGUGACCUUAAAGGAAUUCUCGAGCAGCUGGAUCACUUCCAGUAUCUAAACAUCAAGUCAAUCUGGAUCAGUCCUUUCUACCGCUCUCCUAUGAAAGACUUUGGUUAUGAUGUGGAGGAUUUCUGUGACAUUGACCCACUAUUUGGAACCAUGAAGGACUUCGAUGAUCUUCUGGCUGAAAUGCACAACAAAGGUUUGAAGCUGAUCAUGGAUUUCAUUCCCAAUCAUACCAGUGACCGCCACCGCUGGUUCAACCUGAGCCGGACCAGAGAUCCUCACUACACUGAUUACUACGUCUGGACUGACUGCAAUGCAUCCUUUCCAAAGCCUAAUAACUGGGUGAGUAUUUUCGGGAAUUCGUCAUGGACUUAUGAUGAAGUCAGAGGACAGUGCUACCUACAUCAGUUCCUCAAGGAGCAACCAGAUCUGAACUUCAGAAACCCGAAUGUCCGCCAGGAAAUGAUAGAUAUUAUUCACUUCUGGCUGGAGAAAGGGGUGGAUGGUUUUCGGAUGGAUGCAGUCAAACACAUCCUGGAGGCUGUACACUUGAGGGAUGAACCACAGGUGGAUCCAAACAUGCCCCCAGAGUUGGUAACUACAGAGUGGGACCUUUACCAUGACUACACCACCAGUCAGCUGGGCCUGCAUGACCUGCUGAGGGAGUGGAGGGAUGAGCUGGACACCUACAGCCGGGAGCCUGGCAGAUACAGGUUCAUGGUAUCUGAGUCAUAUGAUUACCACGAGGUGGAGAAGACCAUGAUGUACUACGGCACUCCACAGAUUAGAGAAAGUGACUUCCCCUUUAACUUCUACCUUCUGGACCUUCCUCAGAACACCAGUGGCCUGUGGGCUCAACAUCUGGUCGAGCUGUGGAUGGCCAACAUGCCAAGGGGAAAAUGGCCCAACUGGGUGGUUGGAAACCAUGACAGGCCUCGAAUUGCCUCCAGUACUGGUCCAAACUAUGUUCGUGUCAUAAACAUGCUGCUGCUGACCCUCCCAGGCACACCUACCACGUACUAUGGCGAGGAGAUUGGCAUGGAGAACAUUAACAUCACUGCCAGUCAGGUGCAGGACCCUGCUGGCAGAUACAAUACAAGUCUCAGUCGGGAUCCUCAGCGUUCUCCAAUGCAGUGGAAUGAUGACAUGAAUGCUGGCUUUAACAACAAAAAUAACAAGACCUGGUUACCUGUGCAUCCUGACUACAGUACCGUCAAUGUGGAGGUUCAGAAGAAAGAGGAAGGCUCUGUUUUGUCUCAGUACCGCUUCCUGAACACCCUGCGUGAGUCAGAGCUCCCACUACAUCGUGGUUGGUUCUGCUAUGCCCAUGUGGAUUCCAACAUCUUAUCUUAUAUCAGAGAGAUGGACGGGCUUGACCGAGCUUUCCUCAUUGUACUUAAUUUUGGCAAUAAAACUGUCACCACAGAUCUCUCUUCCAUUCACGAGCUACCAGACCAGCUGGAGGUGGUGAUGAGCACAAACCAUGUCAACAAUGGCAAGGUGAUGCAAAAGUCUCGUAUCCUGACAGAAGAAGGGGAGGGUUUGGUGAUUCAGUACUCCACAUAUACUCGCUUCCAUCCAAACCAUGCUGAAAAGUGCUACAUCUCUGAGAAAGCAUGCUAUCUGAAUGUCAUGGAUAUACUUUAUAAAUGCUGAUACAAAAGGACAAUGGUAUUGAAAUAUUAAAGUUUCAGGUCAUUACUAUCCUUCUUUGGUGUCUCCUCUGUAUGGAUUUUAUAUCUCAUAAUAAAUAAGACCAUUACAGAUA
This is a messenger RNA of Cheilinus undulatus (humphead wrasse), 2329 nucleotides long. RefSeq names its product solute carrier family 3 member 1 (gene slc3a1). The transcript has 10 exons. NCBI's taxonomy places the organism in Eukaryota, Metazoa, Chordata, Actinopteri, Labriformes, Labridae. Gene Ontology annotation, biological process: carbohydrate metabolic process; amino acid transport. The coding region runs from base 154 to 2217 and encodes 687 amino acids. The record is from RefSeq and is a predicted model, not a curated record.